Messenger RNA from Capronia epimyces CBS 606.96, 2571 nucleotides. RefSeq lists its product as uncharacterized. NCBI's taxonomy places the organism in Eukaryota, Fungi, Ascomycota, Eurotiomycetes, Chaetothyriales, Herpotrichiellaceae. The coding region runs from base 1 to 2571 and encodes 856 amino acids. Gene Ontology annotation, biological process: protein dephosphorylation. The record is from RefSeq and is a predicted model, not a curated record. The transcript has a single exon. Gene Ontology annotation, molecular function: protein tyrosine phosphatase activity.
AUGUCGGCUGCCGCGACAGCGACAGCGGCGUUGAAGCCACCCCAUCCACACCAACACAAAUCCCACACGCACACACACUCCUAUUCUCGAUCCUCACGGCCUUCCACAACUCCACGCGCUCAUCCGGCCGCCGCAUCGGUUGGUCAGCCUAUGCCGCCUCUCCUCUCCCCCAACUCUCGGGUCCCUCAACCGCCCAAAGACCCCAAGAGCCCCAGUCCAAGUUAUUUUGGGUUCGUCGUUGGUGGCGAUGAUACAAUCCCUCCAGACUCGAAUCCCGGUGCUCAUGCCCGUCAAAACUGGACAUUCCCCCAUUCCACGGCACAGAACCACGUGCCGACACCUCGACACGUGCCCGUCGAGGCUAAUCCAGACUUCGAGGCCUUUCGGAAGCAAUCAGAACACAAUCAUCGUUUCACCCUGAACACGUCGUUCGGCCGACCGUCACAGUCAAGGACGACUUCCUCCACAACCCCGCCCGCCGCAAGCGCCGGGUCCCCGUUUUCCACCCAGCCCAAAGCCGAAGAAAGGUCGAGAAAGGAAAGUGCUAGCACACAAGAUACUCGGAUGACCGAUGUUUCCUUUUUGGACAUUCCAAGACAGCAAUCACCCGCGCGGAUCGGCUCGCAACCCAGCAUAGCAGACCAUCAACAUGCACGGCUCUCAUUACCUGGCAGUGACCUGCGGACGCCACCCCUCCAAACCACCAGACAAACCGCACGGUCUGAAACGUUGCCGUCGUCGAGCGAGCAAGAUGCGCCUUCGAUCGUUUCGCCCGUGCGUGUUGCAGAGCUCAUCAGACACAAUGCGAAAGGUGUUCUCAUUCUCGACCUCAGAGUCUACCAGCAGUAUGCUACAGCAAGAAUUCGGGGCGCUCUGAAUCUGUGUAUUCCGACCACAUUGUUGAAGAGACCAGCAUACAACGUGCAAAGACUCGCGGAGACCUUCUCCUUGCCCGAUGACCAAGACACCUUUGCCAAGUGGCGAGAGUGUACUCACAUCAUCGUCUACGACGCCAAUUCGAGUGUCACAAAGGAGGCCGUGACUCCUCUGACCGUCCUUAAGAAGUUCGUCACAGAAGGCUGGGUCGGGACGGGUCUGGUGAUCAAGGGAGGGCUUCUUGCAUUUCAAAGAUUAGCCCCGGACUUGGUUGACUCGGGGCCGCCCCAUUCGGGGAAGGCAGCAUCCGCCCAGCUGCUGUCUAUUUCUGCUGCCGUCAAAGACGCUCUUCCGGUCGCUGGAGGCUGCGCCAUGCCCACGGAAAAGUCGGCGGCGAAUCCCUUCUUUGGAAAUAUCCGCCAGAAUAUGGACCUGCUGGACGGGGUGGGACAGAUGCCCAUCAAGAAGCCCGCAAACAUGUCCUCAGAGACAGAACAUUCCCUGCCGCAAUGGCUGCAACGGGCAUCUUCCAGGUCGGAUGCGGGCAAGUUGGUGUCGGACCAAUUCUUGCACAUCGAAAGAUCGGAGCAGGAGCGAAUGCAGGAGGCGCUCAGCUGCAAGGUCUCGUACGGCACUCCGCGAAGCGAAGGGCCGGAGAAGAUCCAGGUUGCCGGGAUUGAGAAAGGGUCGAAAAACCGGUACAACAACAUCUUUCCAUACGAUCAUACCCGGGUGCGGUUACAGAAUGUGCCGAACGGGAGCUGCGACUAUAUCAAUGCCAACCAUGUCAAGGCCGAAUUCUCCAAUCGCCAUUACAUUGCGACACAAGCGCCCAUCCCUGCGACGUUCGUUGACUUCUGGCGUGUGGUCUGGGAACAGGACGUCCGCGUCAUUGUCAUGUUGACCGCCGAAGCCGAAGGCGGACAGGUCAAGAGUCACGUGUAUUGGGGGGCCGGUGAGUACGGGCCGUUGAAGCUCAAGCAGCUCUCGGAGCGGCAGGUCAGUCUAGACUCGAAGAAAUACUUGAACAAAGCUCCUACGUCAACUCGACCUCCGCUGGGGCCGAGGAGAUCCACGACCGCCAAUAUCGCGGGAGAAGGGACGGAGGAGGCCGAGGAGAUGAAGCCUCCUUCGUCCAAAUUGCCGUCUGCUACGGUGCGGCACUUUAGCCUCAGUCAUGCUGCAUAUCCGUUCGAGCCCAUGCGGGAAAUUACCCAGAUCCAAUACACAGACUGGCCCGACUUUGGCGCGCCGGCCAGUCCCGCGGAGCUUCUGGGAUUGGUUGAGCAAGUCAACAAGUACGUGCGAGGAUCGUCCAGUCCAGCGAGUGUGAUCGGCCCCGACGAGGCCGCUCCUCGGGACUCGCGACCCAUUCUGGUGCACUGCAGUGCCGGUUGUGGCCGGACGGGGACUUUCUGCACGAUUGACUCGGUCAUCGACAUGCUGAAACGACAAAGGCUAUCCCACGAAGAUGGCCCGCACGGAAUGGAGGUUGACAGUGGAGAUUGGGUGUCUAGAGAUGAUGUUGAUUUGGUGGCCAAGACAGUCGACGACUUUCGACAUCAGCGACUCAGCAUGGUGCAAAAUCUACGGCAAUUUGUCCUUUGUUAUGAGAGCAUCUUACAGUGGCUUGUGGUGCAGGAUUCGGAGCGGCAGAAAAGACCACGCGUGUCGGACCCUAGACGGAGUUAUUAA